AUGGCGAGCUCUCGUCCUGGCUCGCCUUUGUUUGACGUGCCAGAGUUUCCUGCGCUCAGGCGCGUAAAGCCUCUACCCAAACGGCGGCGUACAUCUGCGGAAGCGCCGUUGCCUGCUCCACCACCACCACCCGCUGACGGUGACACAACGUUCUUCAUGCCAAUCACCGACGACGGAGAUGGAAGCGCCAGCGAGGGCGAUUAUCCCGACCCGCACGCUGGCAAUACGAAGAAGCGUAAAGUGCCAGCUCACGCUCUAGGCGGGCCCGACACGCGAGCUGCCUCACCCGGAGCGGCUGAUGAUCCGCCAGGCGGCGGCGGGCAACCUAAUUCCACAAACGGCACUGCAACUGCUACUGGCGGCUAUGCCACGGACGAUACCGACGGUAGUCUGACCGCGCGAGGCAUGAAUCGGUUACAUACAGCCACGCGCGUUGGGCUUGCUCGAAAGGAAAUGCUGCGUGCGCGCCGCCGGCAGUUGGGAACAGUACUCGGGACUCCCGCGCAUGGCGAUACCCUCGCCCUCGAUCAAGCUCUCGCUAUGCGCUAUCCACUACUUGCGCGUGUUAACGGGCAGAAGCCGGAUGAUGCCCCGCACGGCAAGCUCCGCCGCCGUCUGAUCGCGCCACCCGAGAGCAAGAUACUCAAGAUCACGAACGGAGAGGAGAACGAGGAUCCCGACAAUGGCAUCACUGCUCCGGCAGGCGACUUUACGUUUGAGUGCCACUCGGCAACCGGCGAUCGCCUUGCCGAGACGUUGGCCGAAGUUGCCGUCUUGCAUGAGCGCAUCGAGGCCGAACUGGCACGUCAAGUCGCCCGUGCCGAAGAGGCCGCGCGCAUUGCUGCUGAGCAUGCUGCCGCAGCGCGACUGGCUGCGAAGGCGCGUCCGCAGACAACCAUCACGCCGUCUCACGCGCCGGCGCGCAAAGAACCCGCUGCAUUGCCGCCAUCUACGCCCGCUCCUCCUGCCACUACCAACAAGAAGGGCAAGAAGAAGAAACGCUCGGCACUCGCGAACGCUAGCAAUCCUCACCAUCUACGCAAUUACGUUCCGAGCCGACUCCCCAAUCAGCCGGCGACAAAUAAGGAGAAUGCCGCUGCGCAGAACCUGCUCAGUCCAUUGCCCGUACGGUUUCUCGCGGCCGGUACUGGUGGUGGGAAAGAUACGGUCGAUCCGCAAGACGAGUGGAUCUGCCCGACUUGCGAGUAUCGACUUUUCUACGGCGGCGAUGCGGAGUAUAGGCUUGCGAUACGAAACAGGAAGAAGAUACUGAAGCGUCGGAAGAGGGCGAGGGAGCGUGCGGCAGCUGCUGCAAGUGGGAAACGGUCAACGGCCGCUGCGCCUGCGCCAGCGCCCGCACCCGCGCCUAGUGGAAUCGAGGAAGAGUUUGACGAUGAGGAUUAUGAAGAUGGACCGGAGGACGUUGGAGGCGAUUACAACAACGUGCCACGAUAUGCUGAUGGAGUGGGAACUGGGCCCAAAGGGAGGAUCAAGGAUGGCGGACAGUGA
This is a messenger RNA of Peniophora sp. CBMAI 1063, 1509 nucleotides long. The record is from the annotation of a GenBank genome assembly. NCBI's taxonomy places the organism in Eukaryota, Fungi, Basidiomycota, Agaricomycetes, Russulales, Peniophoraceae.